AUGGCCGGCCCCGACGCGGAGAAACGCGCCAACCUGGUGGUCUCGAGAAUCAUCCCGCCCGUGUUACUCGGCAUCGUCGUUUACGCCAGUUACGCCAUCACAAAACCUUUAUGCAUUGAUUAUCUCCUUCUUCCGUUACCCUCCUAUAAUCGCACUCCUCGGGUCGGCGCAGGCGCCGCCAUCCUGGUUUUAUUUUACCUCCUCUUAAUCAUCCUCAUAGCGACAUACCUUCGCCUACUGUACACUGUCAUCGAACACCCGGGUCUCAUUCCUGUCGGUCCGGAGCGCGCGCAGAGUGAGAAAGCAGAGGACUCGGAGAAGUCAGACAAGCGGCGCCGGCGCCGGCGCUCAAGAAAGCCGCGCGACGCGGAGAAGGUUGAUGCGCCUGAAGACUUAGAACAGGGAGUUCACCACAAUGGCGAUGCGACAGCUUCUGAUUCACAUUCAUUUGGCUUAGAGAGCUUCUAUACCAAGGAUGUCUUUGUCUGCCAGGAGGAUGGACGCCCGCCUUAUUGCUCUACUUGUUGCCAAUUCAAGGCCGACCGAUCGCACCAUUGCCGUGAGCUUGAUCGUUGUGUUCGCAAAAUGGAUCACUUUUGUCCUUGGGUUGGAGGUGUGGUGUCGGAAACAUCCUUCAAGUUCUUCAUUCAAUUCGUCUUUUAUACAGCUACAUUCUGUAAUUUUGCACUUGUAGUUUCUGUAUAUUUUACAGCUGAGAUUAAGCGCAAUACUGGCAGCGUUAACGCGCAUUGGUGCGUUUGCAUCGGAUUGAGUGGCCUUUUCGGUCUCUUUACCGCCGGAAUGACAUUGAGUUCUCUCCAACUCGCCUCACUCAAUCUCACAACCAUCGAGAAUCUUAGCCGUCGAUCCGUGGUAUGGACAUUGGCCAUCCGCGUCCCUGAACAUCUAUUGGCCCAACUAUUCGUCACGAACUCGCCCUGGGCACCCACCUUUCGCAUGGUAACAUAUCCUCAAGAGUCAUCUACCCCAGCACGAGUACAAACAACUGAGCACGCCGUCGCUGAGCGUCACGUUUUUGCUAUCCUCCACACCCAACCCGGCGAGAACCCAUUCAGCCUUGACAGCCCUUUCAAGAACAUACAGCAAGUGAUGGGCCACAACAUGAUUGAUUGGUUCCUCCCGCUCAAACAAAGCCCAUGUGCCGACCAUAGCGGCCAAGAAAGCGCCUUCGCCCUAGGCCCGGUGGUUACACGAUUGAAACAGGAGGCCGGAUUACUGCCUCCGCCCGAGAAUGGCCUCGAACGACAGAAUUCCAAAUAUAGUCGCAGAGGCAAUAAACAUAGACCUUGA
Molecule: messenger RNA, 1311 nt
Organism: Penicillium manginii
Lineage: Eukaryota; Fungi; Ascomycota; Eurotiomycetes; Eurotiales; Aspergillaceae
Product: DHHC family palmitoyltransferase
Exons: 5
Coding region: 1-1311 (436 amino acids)
Biological process (GO): protein targeting to membrane; peptidyl-L-cysteine S-palmitoylation
Cellular component (GO): endoplasmic reticulum; Golgi apparatus
Molecular function (GO): protein-cysteine S-palmitoyltransferase activity
Source: RefSeq, a predicted model, not a curated record